CGCAACUCACGAUGGAAACCACGACGCUGUAAGCCGGAUCGAUCGCCGUCGUCCGCCCAACCCCAAUCAUGGCUCCUCUCCCUGAGUCCUUUAGCUGCAACAAUAACCGCUGCUUCCCUGCAAGAUCGCGUUGCUGCUUCCACCUCCGCCGCGUCGACAAUGGCCGAGGCGGAGACGCCAGGAAUCGCUGGGUGCUUGGACCGGUGGACGAAAGAGGGGGCCGACGAGGCCGUGGCGGCGGUCAUGGCGCUCCUCGACGCCGUCCGGUCCAGCAAGGCCGAGACCAUCGCCGGGCUCCAAGCCGAUGUCAAGGCGGCCGCGGAGGAACUCAAGCGCCUGGAUAGCGAGCCGUACGGCGCGCUCUCGGCGGUCUGCGACAUGUUCGUCCGGUACGUGCGUCGUGGCGGCGUCGCCGAUGAUCAGCCCGCACAGUUCCCCGCCCUCAAACGCCGUUUGGUCGGCCGCGCCACCAGAUCCGGGGACAUCUGCCGAGGCGCGCGCGGGGCCAUCGCGACGCUCUGCCAGGACUUCUUGCUGGACGGCUGCACCGUGCUGGUGCACGGCCACUCGCCGUGCCUGUGCGGUGGCCGAGACGUGGACUUCGGCGACGUGCCUGUGCCGGCCGGCGUGGACGUCGAGGCGCCGGCCAGGGACUACACCCAGUCGAAGUACCUGGAGCUUCUGAUCACAGACCUCGGCGUGCUACAGCCGGCCGCCGUCAGCGAUGUGCUCCUCCACCUCUCCAUGUGA
Messenger RNA from Triticum aestivum (bread wheat), 750 nucleotides. RefSeq names its product translation initiation factor eIF-2B subunit alpha-like. Gene Ontology annotation, cellular component: eukaryotic translation initiation factor 2B complex. Gene Ontology annotation, biological process: translational initiation. The transcript has 2 exons. Gene Ontology annotation, molecular function: guanyl-nucleotide exchange factor activity; translation initiation factor activity. The record is from RefSeq and is a predicted model, not a curated record. Bases 160 to 750 code for a protein of 196 amino acids. NCBI's taxonomy places the organism in Eukaryota, Viridiplantae, Streptophyta, Magnoliopsida, Poales, Poaceae.